Messenger RNA from Penicillium canariense, 1554 nucleotides. RefSeq lists its product as uncharacterized. The transcript has a single exon. NCBI's taxonomy places the organism in Eukaryota, Fungi, Ascomycota, Eurotiomycetes, Eurotiales, Aspergillaceae. The record is from RefSeq and is a predicted model, not a curated record. The coding region runs from base 1 to 1554 and encodes 517 amino acids.
AUGCGCGCCAUUCCGCCAUCCUCCACGCGUCGUCCUCCUGCUCGAUUCGCUCGUCGGUAUGGGGCAAAGUUCAACUCCUUCGACCACUUGGCCAAUGUGAGCCUGUGCUCACAGGAACUGGGGCAGGUCGAAAUCGACUGUCGGUUUCGCCAGUCCAAAACACAGUGGGGAGUGCUAGGCCCGGCGGAAAACCAAGCCGGCAUUCUCUAUAUGGACCUGGGCUUCACGCAACCCAAAGACUGCCGAUUGUCGAAUGCAGUUGUGUGGAUUAGUCUGGAGGAGAUGAGUAAUCUGACCGAGAAGACAAGCCGAUCAAAAGAACCCGAGAAGCCGUCAACAUCCAGAUCGCCAGCGAAUUUGGGUCCUACAAAAGUACCCAACGUCAGGGCAGAGGAGCAAGAAGAAUAUGAUACCGUGCGCUUCCUGCAGUUCACCCACGACUUUGGUCCUCGACAGCUGGCAGGAGAGCCGACAAAAGCGACAACUAAGAAAACAACCUAUCUGACCCCCCAUGUCAAUGUGCUGGGCAAUGGGGGCGGGGGACUGGGAUGGGACCGCGAACAGACUAUUGAGCAAACCAGCCAAUGGCUCUUUACGGGGAACUUGUUGCGAGGCUCGAAACUUGGGAGUCCUGCCGAUGAUAUUGUAUAUCGCACCCUUAAGUGGGAGCUCUCCGAGGAUGAUUUCCAACCCCAGCCUACUCACAGCAACACCAUUCAGACGGCUUUUACUCUCGAGCACGACAUGGAGACAUUUGCGAUCCGAAUUGAAAUUCAAGGAAAACUGCAAAGAAGACACGAACGAGUAAAGAACCAUGUGAAACACCUUUUCAGGUUCCCCAAGGAUCCCAGGCAAAAGCAGGGAAUCUCGUGGACCGCGGUUCUCCCAGAUGAGAGCCAGAAAGCUAGAAGGAGACUCGAUGCUAUUGUGCAAGGGCUACCUUUUGACAUGGAAAGGCUAAAUUUGGAAGCCGUUCGGCCCCAAGUCCCUACAAGCCUCCCUGUUUCCUUCCAGAAAUCAGCUCAAGCAUCCCGGGAUGAGAGCAUGACUACGUCCACGGCUGUAGAGGACAACGAUACCAGUGCCUCUGCAACCAACCACACGGCGGCACCGAGGCUUCCACAUUUCCGUCCCCCAGAGAGAAUAGCGUCUUUUCCGGAAGAAGAGAAAGUCACAAUAGGCCGGCUGCCCACACAAGAGAUACCAGUGAAGAGUCGGACAACCCGCCCGGCGGAAUCUCCAAUGAGGGAACGAUUCGCAACGGCCAGGCACCAUCCCGAGCAUUCUCCCUCUCAAACACCUGUAAAGCGACGGAACGAGAGAUACGAAGAAAUGUUCCGAGAUUCUCAAGUCGAGGAGAUACUGGCCUCCAAGGCAGUGCGAAUCAGCCCGAAAAUGGAGCGAGCCGAAGAACAGGGUCCAGAUGAUGACUUGAAUGAGCUUGCAUCCCAGCUGGCCCAGUUCCCGUUUUUGCUUCGAAUCUUGGUGUGGGUGAUUUCCAUGAUGACUUUCAUCCCAAACAAAGCACCCAAGAAGACGCUGAAAGGUGACUGA